AUGCAGACCCGUGAAGAGCAGGUAACAUGGACUACCUUCAGGACGAGGUUCCUGGAGAAGUAUUUCCCCGAUAGUGCGAGGCACGAGCGGGAGGCAGAGUUCCUUACCCUCCAACAGGGAACUAUGACCGUGCAAGUAUACAUAGAGUGGUUCGAGUACUUGGCUCGUUUCUACUCACCUGCCAAGACUGUGGAGCAGUUGGAGACGGGGUCUAGCAGGGGAGGGAGACAUCAAAAGACUGCUCUAGAUGUCAGAUCACAGAAGAAACCUUAUAGCAGACCGCCGACUACCUCCAAGAGGCUACAGUGCUAUAACUGUGGCGGGGAGCACUUGAGGAGAGAUUGUACUAGACCUGCCAGUAGUACAGGUGAAGACAGUAGCACUGGUAAGUGCUACGUGUGUGAUCAGACUAGACACUUUGCACGACAGUGUUCUAACAGAAAACCAGCUGGAGGUGCGCCAGCCAAGAAACCUGUAGGAGAUCGGCCUAGAGCACCAGGGCGUGUGUUCGCCUUGACGACUACAGAGGCAACCCAGUCAGGCGCCACCCAUUCAUUCGUGUCUAAUGAAUGUGUGGGGAGGCUUAGGCUUAUAAUGCGAGAGCUGGGGUGCGAGCUGAUAGUUGCGACUCCAGCAUCUGGAGAGGUAUCCACCACUUCUAUGUGCGUGGGAUGCCCUAUGGAGGUGGAAGGUCGUAGGUUCACGCUGAAUCUUAUUUGCCUGCCAAUGGAGGGUUUGGAUGUGAUACUGGCAUGGACUGGUUAUCGAGCAACCAUGUUGUUAUUGAUUGCGGACAACGCAGGAUAG
Messenger RNA from Vigna unguiculata (cowpea), 807 nucleotides. RefSeq lists its product as uncharacterized. The record is from RefSeq and is a predicted model, not a curated record. Gene Ontology annotation, molecular function: nucleic acid binding; zinc ion binding. Lineage: Eukaryota; Viridiplantae; Streptophyta; Magnoliopsida; Fabales; Fabaceae.